Messenger RNA from Saccoglossus kowalevskii, 798 nucleotides. RefSeq names its product mdm2-binding protein-like. Gene Ontology annotation, biological process: traversing start control point of mitotic cell cycle; protein localization to kinetochore; regulation of protein ubiquitination. Gene Ontology annotation, cellular component: kinetochore. Lineage: Eukaryota; Metazoa; Hemichordata; Enteropneusta; Harrimaniidae. The record is from RefSeq and is a predicted model, not a curated record.
CGUUCAUUCGCGGGAGUUUUGUAUUUGGUGUAAAGGAUUAAGUGACUGACUCCAAACAUGGAACGAUAUCUGAUGGUCUUGGUUGCCAAUCGAAUUAGUAACGAAACUACAUAUUCAGAUUUACAACAGUUUUUAGAGGGAGGCUUCUGUACUCAAAAAGACGAUGACUGCAAUAAUUCUUCAUGUGUUUUGGACAGACAUAGAACCCACUAUAUAAGUAUUGUAUUUCCUGAUGCGCAACACAGUCAGCUUGCAGAAUGGCGAGUGAUUACACAAAGUUCAGAUGUACAAUGUGUUGAACUAUUGAAGGAAUUUAACACUGACGAUGUGACAUCAGAGAUUGACUCAAAAUAUUUAGAUGAUACAUUACAUGGACUGGCCGAUAAAUUACCAGUAACAGGUUCUUUCCUGUUAGAUGUUGUCUGGAUAUUUGAUGCAUCAUAUUUUCCAAUCCAUGAACAUUUAUAUUUGUUUGGAUCUCUUCGUCGUCUCCAGGAAUGGCACAAUGCCAAUAUUACUGUGCUAUGUACUUCAGACAGUCAGACUGCUAUAACAUCCUGGGUUUCUUACUUAAAUGCAACUUGUAGGUUAUUACAAGAUGCUCAUAUCAAUGAUAUGUGUCUAUGCACAAGGAGAGAUGUUGUUUGGAAAGGCACUGUAACUUUACAUGAAUCAAAGGGAGUAAACUCUGUGGCCAUUCCUGGAUUUGUUCUUACAAGAUGCAGUGAAGAAAUGGAUAAACAUGAUUCAAAAUUCAGGAUCAUACUAAGGGAAGAAAAGGGAUCAUCGUUGGAUGAG